UGAAGUUGCUACAGUUUUCUCUGGUUGUAUAAACGUAAUUGUCAGAAAACUGAGUGUAAGUUAAAGGAAGAAGCUCGAAUUUACGCUAAAGUUGAGUUUUAUUUCAUUGUGGUGUAUAGUUAACUAAAACAAUUCUGUUUUCGAUUUAUUUUCUACAAGUGCAUCUCCAAGUUAGCAUUGUGCACAAGAAAAUAAUCUUCUCGCCUCUUCCGGUCAGAACCGGAAGCUGUAUGCUCUUGUUUACAUCCUCUGAGGGGUCUAGCUAACUGGCGAACAAAAACGCUAGCAGCUUUUCCAAAAUGAUUUUUUCGAAAAGGUGAUUAGGUUUGUAUAUUUAGAGUUUUGAGCUGUAAUUUCGGUCGGCUGUUGCUCGGGCCAUGGGUUCAGCUCGCUACUGGUGCUGUUUCUGUGCAACAGUACCGCUCGUCCUGCUGCAGUGCCCGGGGCUGUUGCUGGUCAAGGCGGAACAGGUCGCUUUGGUGGAGGUUUUCUUGGAGCAGCGGCCCGGUGUCAGCACUCUGCUCCAAGGGCAGGUGGUGGAGUCCAACAAGGGCAGCAGGAGCUCAGAGCACCGUGACCAGGACCAAGAAGAGCUGGAAGGAGAGCUGGUCCUGGUUCAGGAUGAGGAGCUGCAGGUGAGCGGAGGGAAAGAAGAAGACGACACCAAAAAGCAGGAGCUGUGGAUCGGUGUGGUUCCUGUGGAGAUGGAUGACAGCAAAGCCUCCACGGGAAACCAAGAGUCCUUUGCUGAUACAAUGGUCAAUAAAAUGAAGCGAGCAUUGGUCCUCGGAGCGUCUGCGCUGAUCAUUCUGGCUCUCAACCAAAACACUGUUAGUGAGAUGGAUCUGUCUCAGGUGCUGUCCAAGCCCAUCAUUGUGAUCCAGACUUCUGAAAAUGUCACCAAGCUGAUUGGAGCCCUGCUCAGGGGUCUUCAAGCGACAGCCAAAAUCACAUACAAGACAAUCCUGCAGGACAACUUGGGAGCCACACUCACGCUGUGGUCCAGCUGUGGUCGAUCGAGAGGAGGUCGCUACGGAGAGUGGCAGGGGGUCAUCUGCACGGGGGAGACCAACUCUCAGGUCCAGAAGUACCUGCAGCAGCUGUGGGACACUGUCCUCCUGGUAGCUCUGAUCCUCAGCACUGGAGUCAUCGUUCAGGCUCGCUGGCAGUACCAGGACCACCAGCUGAACGACGACUUAGAGCUCCUUCCUAAACAAGAUGUUCUGAAGAGAAUGUCGUCCCUCAAGACCAAAACGUAUCGUCAGCCCACACCGUGGUGUGACCCAUCCCAGCCGGUGGAGACGGACAACUGUGCAGUCUGUCUGGAGCCGUUCAACAACAACCAGUGUCUGCGCGUCCUGCCGUGUCUCCACGAGUACCACAGAGACUGUGUCGACCCGUGGCUGCUGCUGCAGCACACCUGCCCUCUGUGCAAACGUAGCAUCCUCAGCAGCGUCUGCAAAGACAGUUAACGGUCGCCUCACCUCCGCUGCAGCAGCUCUGGGAGCCUCUUGUCUCUUCCUCUGUGACACUCCAGUUGCCCUUGUAUGUUUCUUGCUGACCUCAUGCCUCCUCCUUCCAGCACUGGAUUGUGGGAGCUCAUCGACACAGGUGGACAGCCGUCUGGACUGUGGAGCAGUCUGAUCUUGAUGUCUUGUUGAUGCAGCAGGUCUCACAAAAAUAUAGUGUUUGUGUGAACACAGUACUGUGAAGUACUGUACCGGUACUGUUGUGUGUGAACAGUACUUCUUCCUGGGAUCAUGUCACUACAUAAUUGUGGAAAUAUUUAUUGUAUUGAUAUACAGCAGUGAAGAUGUGACUCAUGAGGGCGCUGGUGCUCAGUGUGACUCUUCAGACCAGCACCUUCUGCUUUGUGUUGGUGCAUAUAGCAGACAAACAAUAUGUUUGGUUUUUAAUUGGCAGACACCGAUAGCCUGAGUGAAAAUUCCAGUUCAGUAGUUUCCGCAAGGACAUUCGGUGCUUUAUGGUUUUAAGCAUGGAGGUCCAUACGAUGUCAAUAAUCCACUUAAUAAGAGGGCCGUGACCGAUUCCAUCCAGUGUCCAGACUCAUACAUUGCUGUUAAAUGUUGUAGAGGUUCUGUAGUUGUAGUCCAGAACAAACUGUGGUACAGUGGGUAGCAGGUGUGGACAAAGCAUUUGCACCUGUCCUUAACACGCCUUACGACCAAACUGCAGAGUGGUGUUUGUUACAGUAGCUAAUUCAUUAAUUGUGUGACCGCUUUAAACGAUUAGCAGGAGUUCACCUCAAACUUCAUGUGGAAAAACAUCAACAGCUGAUUAGCAUCGUUUAGGAUAAAGACAGACAGGUAGCCAGCUAGCAUGGCUCUGUCCAAAGGUAACAAAAUCCUCUUAUCCACACCUCUAAAGUUCACUAAUUAACACAUGAUAAAAGUUAAGUUGUGGUUAAAAAGGGGUUAUGUGCUGCACUGUUUCUUGGUCUCUGCAGGUUGGCAACCUCGCGAUGACGACAAAACUUCAGGAAGUUUCUGGCCAUCCUGUAAUCCAGCAUCCUCCUUAAAACCAUCACUUAUCUUUUUUCAUAUUUUAAAUUAGACAACAAGAUGUAAUUUUAAUAACUGAGCUUUAGAUGUGCUGGUAGGCAGGUUUUGUUUGGACCUCUGGACAGAGCCAGGCUAGUCAUUUCCCCAUUUUCUGUCUUUAUGAUAAGCUGCCUGCUGGCUGUACACAUGUGAAAGUGGUAUCAAUCGUUUCACCUAACUCUUGGCAAGAAUGCAAAUGAACUUAUUUCUCAAAAUAUCAAACGCUCUCUUUAAAAGAUGUUUAUAUUUGUAAAUAGUUAUACCCAAAUAAUUCUACACUACAAUGUGAAAUUAGUUUAUUAAUUUCUGUGAAAAGCUGCAGCACAGUAAAACAAUUGACUUACCAAAGGAGUGUGAAGAUAAAUUCAUCUCGUCUUUAAGGAAAAUAAUUUGAAUUAUUUGUAAUACAUUUAACUCCAACUUUGCAGCUGCAAUCUGCAGCAUCUCCAACACAUUCAUUCUAUUUGAUUUUGGCAUUUUGUCAGCGAUGACUCAACUCAAAGGAUGUCAAAAACAUAGCAUUGUUGUAUUUAUUUGUGUUUUUUGCAAGGCUAACUCCGAACUCAGAAAGCUAUUACAUGUGCUUUUUUUGUUAUAAAAUCCUCCAACAGAUCUGUUCUCUUUAUAGAAAAUAGUAUGUGCAUGGCAACAUGGGGGCAAUUUCCCCACAGCUAGUAAGAGAGGCACAGGGCCUCUCAGUACAGCAUGUGCUUCCAAACACAACAGCAUUGUUACAAGAUGGCCACGAUAGAUUUUUCCAGAUUUCCUUUUUAUGGAUUGAAUGCUGGACAACAAUGAUGUGAUUUAGGUGGAGGGCAUUGUAUCCGUGCACUUGAACGUUACAUGCAAGCAGUGUUCACACAACCUACUCGUACAGGACAAGUAGUUAGAGCAACACAGUCUACCACUCAUGUCCAGAACUGAUCACUGGGUCAGUAAUUGUUCUUCCAGCUACAGAAGGAGCUGUAGUCUCCUCAAAAUGCUGGAUGUUGCCUCCUUCUACUCCUAGGCUGUCUAUUUCAUGACGAUGUCAAAGAUCGAUUACUCUGGAUCGAUUACUCUUAAUAAACUUAUUUGUUACUUGGCAAAAAUAAA
Messenger RNA from Scatophagus argus, 3656 nucleotides. It is a transcript of the gene rnf215, whose product is annotated as ring finger protein 215. The transcript has 10 exons. Gene Ontology annotation, biological process: ubiquitin-dependent protein catabolic process. Gene Ontology annotation, molecular function: ubiquitin protein ligase activity. The record is from RefSeq and is a predicted model, not a curated record. The coding region runs from base 378 to 1472 and encodes 364 amino acids. Lineage: Eukaryota; Metazoa; Chordata; Actinopteri; Scatophagidae.